Molecule: messenger RNA, 771 nt
Organism: Diaporthe citri
Lineage: Eukaryota; Fungi; Ascomycota; Sordariomycetes; Diaporthales; Diaporthaceae
Exons: 2
Coding region: 1-771 (256 amino acids)
Biological process (GO): carbohydrate metabolic process
Molecular function (GO): hydrolase activity, hydrolyzing O-glycosyl compounds
Source: RefSeq, a predicted model, not a curated record
AUGAAGGCACGUCUAUCUUUGCCACCGUUUGGGAGCUUGAGCUUCCAGGCGCUCCUGGCAAUGAUAGGAAUGCUAGGCAGCAUAGGUACGGUCGCAGCCAUCAACCCGAUCGUUCAGACCAUCUAUACCGCAGAUCCAGCUCCACUGGUGCACGAUGGCAGGGUCUACGUUUUUACCGGCCACGAUGAGGAUUCUGCAACAAACUACGACAUGCGCGAUUGGCGUUUGUUCUCGUCAGAAGACAUGGGUAAUUGGCAGCAUCACGGUGUGCCUAUAAGCCUGAGCACUUUCUCCUGGGCCAGCGCCAAUGCAUGGGCCGGACAGGUCAUCGACCGUAACGGCAAAUUCUACUACUACGUUCCGGUGACAAACAACGCAACUGGCGGCAUGGCUAUUGGUGUUGGCAUCAGUCCACUUGUCGAACACGGGCAGAUCGACCCAUCGGUCUUCAUCGACGAUGACGGCCAAGCCUACAUGUACUGGGGCAAUCCAGACCUAUGGUAUGUCAAACUCAACGAAGACAUGGUAUCCUACAAUGGGGAGCCCACCAAGGUCGAACUUACAACCGCAGGCUUUGGUGUUCGUGAUGGCAACUCUGAACGACCGACCGCUUUCGAGGAAGGUCCCUGGAUAUAUGAGCAUAUUACCUUGUAUACGCUGCGAACUGCUGCGCCGAGGAUAUCCGAUAUUCGACAGGACUUGUUCCUUUACUUCAGCGGCAAUGGUUCUGAUCCACCAUUCAACUUUGAUUGGUGGCAAUUCUCCCAAUAG